Molecule: messenger RNA, 573 nt
Organism: Meleagris gallopavo (turkey)
Lineage: Eukaryota; Metazoa; Chordata; Aves; Galliformes; Phasianidae
Source: RefSeq, a predicted model, not a curated record
UUAGUUCCUUUGAUCAGUGCCUGAUGCUAAUUCUGUGACAAUGUAUGUUUGUACGCCUCAACACACUCAGGUGCACACCACCCUCAUAGAGACUCCAGAACUAAAGGUGGAUGCCUGUCCAGGCUGCCAGUUCACCAGCUGCCUCUGUGCCAACGAAGCAAAAAUCUUUGCGUGGAAUGUGACAGCCACUAGACUGGGCAAAGUGAAUGUCACUGUGAGCAGUGUGGCAGAAGAUUCGCAUAAUCUGUGUGAUAACAGGGUUGCUGUGACACCGCUGCAAGGAAAGACAGACACAGUGAUAAAACCUUUGAUUGUGAAGCCAGGAGGCAUACUACAAGAGAAGACCCAAAAUGCCUUUCUCUGUGCUACAGGUAUGGAACAUAGUUCACUGACUGCUAUCAGGAUGGAAGGGAUGGAGCUACUGCAGGUACCCAGAGGUGGGGGGAAUUUGUCCAAGAACAAGCACCUGUGCCAUACCUGAGAGAACAACUGUAGUUUCUUCAUAUCUAUCUUCUGCCUGGCAACAUUUCUUUAUGAGGCAAAUAUUUUCAGAUCUCAGCUUAUGUGACUGAA